AAGAUAAAAAGCCAAAACAGUGAACAAAAAUCCCUCUUGUGAUGUACAAACUGGUGACCAAUGUCUUUACUCCUGUUUUGGUGCAAAUGUGCUAAUCUCUUCUUACUUCUAUGAUUUUAAGCUACAUUUUACUAAAGGAAGUGAGAGGUGGUGGGGGGAGCAUUAUUCAAAUGCAGAAGUGAAACAGGGCAUGAAAGCUGCACCCUUACAUCUGCAACGUAACACCGCCAUUAGCAUCUGAGAAAAGCGUCCAAAAUAAGCCGAAAGGACGGAGCAGAGGAGAGGAGCUUCCCAGAGUCAUGUUGGCCGAAGGUUUCCUCAGAUUAAUGUGCUAUAGGGAGAAGAGAAAGUUGGCCACAGCUUCCAAAAGGAGAGGAUGUCAGGCGAGCGCUCAAUGUGCCGACCCGCUCAGCUGUUCUGUCUCUGAUCCAAACUUUGCCAGCGCCCAGACGUUUCCAGCCGAAGCAGAUCCAAACCCGGACCAGCUGGACCCCAACCAGCCCCAGCGGCUGAGAGCGGCGCCUCAUGUUCCGGGCCUCCUUAUUCCUGGGUGUUCACCUGCAGCCGCCCUGCCACCCAUCUGCAUCGAAGACUGCAGCCUGUUGGACCAGUAUCCUGACCUGCAGGUGGCCGACUCAGGCCGGAUCUCGCACAACCUGCCCAGGGCCAUGGCGUACCAAGAGGAUUUUGACUUUCAGCCCAAUGUCUCUGAGGUGUGCCCUCAGGCAGAACUCAAACAGGAGUCCAUCCCAGACCAGGGAUACCUGGUGAUGGGAGCGAGUGAAAACAUCAGCCUGGAUCUGCCCGGACCGGGCUUGGAGCCCAUGUCCAACUCGGUUUUGAAUGGGCUGCUGGAGAAACAGCUGGAGGAGGUUUACAUGCAACAUCUGACCGACAACUUGGCUCGAUGCGACUCCCACUUUGGACAAAGCCUUCUGCACGGCCUGGUGCCGCCGCCGCAGCCUGGCUGCCGCUCACAUGGCUCCUACUCUCUGGAGGCCAGUCUGGUGGAGGGAUCCGGGGGUGACAGCGGUAAUAAAAUGAGUUAUCUGAGCACCCAGAACGUAGCUCCCUGCUCAUCCAACUUCAGCUCUCCCAUGUUGAGGAUUUCAGAGGUGGACAAUCCUCAGCUUCAAGGGAAUAUCCUGCCAAAGUAAAGCAAAAAAAUAAAAAAAUCCCAAUGGAGAAAAAUGUUUCAGUAUCUGAGCCUUACAUUUAGUUUUACAUUUACUUAUUAUCUAAAAAGAUUGUAUGUUUUUUUUUCUAAUGUAGUCUUUUUUUUUUCUUGCUUACUGACAUAAUGCUUCAGUCAGAGCAGCUUCCAAACGCCAUCUGCUGUUUCAUUGUUGUAUUACAUCUCUGUUACUUGCCUGACUUUAAUUAAAACGAAUUUUACUGA
Molecule: messenger RNA, 1399 nt
Organism: Fundulus heteroclitus (mummichog)
Lineage: Eukaryota; Metazoa; Chordata; Actinopteri; Cyprinodontiformes; Fundulidae
Exons: 2
Coding region: 300-1157 (285 amino acids)
Biological process (GO): regulation of toll-like receptor signaling pathway
Source: RefSeq, a predicted model, not a curated record